GAGUGCAGGGAGAGUAAAGAGAGAGUGUGUGGUGAGAGAGAGUGCAGGGAGAGUAAAGAGAGAGUGUGUGAGAGAGAGAGAGUUCAGGGAGAGUAAAGAGAGUGUGAGAGAGAGAGAGAGUCUGUGUCUGUAUUUUAACAACCAUCCGAUUUAUAUUAAAUUUUGACUUUAAGCUUUCGUGACUGCAGGGAUGCAUAUUCUUGGUUCUUUCGGUAAAGUCACGUAGAAGGGAAAUAAUUAAAUAAUAAAAAUAUCAAACAAACAAAAAACAUAACCAUCCGAUUCAUCUCAUCCGCGUCUGAGUCUGCGCUGCCGAAGCUGUGGAAGGGGGGACCCCCCUCGUGAUUCACGACAUCUCGAGCAUGUUGAGAGUGAUUGAGUGCGAGAGUCUGCGUGAGCGUGCCCCCUCCCCACUCGAUUCCAUCGUUCUUUGGCUGAAGUGCAACACUGCGGCUCACGGGCGCAUUGUGCCGGGGACUCCCCCCCCCCACUCCACCUUCCCCACCACGUUGUUUCGCAGCGUGGGAAGCAACCGGCCGAUUGAUUGUUCGUCUCUGGCUGAGAGGCAGCCCUGCGCGACACUCACCACCGUGGUGGGACGGCCAGCGUCACAAGUGGUUCCCCACUGCACCAUGAGUGCCAAAUCGGUCCUCAACAAAGAGGUGUUCGCCCCCAACGACGAGAGGAUGCUGGGGGCCGUGCAAGUCAGGCGCCGGACACGCAAGCGGAUCCCCUUCCUAGCCACUGGCGGCCAGGGAGACUACACCACCUACAUCUGCCUUUCGGUCACCAACAAGAAGCCGCUGCAGGGCUACAUCACGAAGGUGAAGCGCUUCGAGGGCGUCUCUUCCUUCGUGCGCCGCUCCCAGUGGACGCUGGAUCAGCUGCGACAGGUCAACGGCGUGGACGGCGUCCGAGACUGCCCAGAGUUUGACCUUCUCUUUGACAACGCACACGACCAGUGGGUGGCCGGCACUGCAGCUGAAAAGGGCUCCUUCCUGCAGUCCUUACACCACACAUGCCAGCGGCAUUUGGCUCAGAGACUGCAACCAGAUUUCCUCAACUGCCCUUCCCGGAUCCUCGUCGGGAACAGCAUCUUGUGCACGGCGGCGGACAGCGUGACGAGUGCCGUGCAGAAGGCCAGCCAGGCCCUCAAUGAGCGCGGAGAGCGGCUCGGUCGAGCAGAGGACAAAACCGCCGAUAUGGCCAAUAGCGCCAACCAGUUCGCCGAGACUGCACAAAAGCUCGUGACAAAGUACAAGUGCUGAUGGAGACCCUACCCUCCUGUCCUCACAAGGGAACCACCAGCGCACCCCCUCCACAUCUGUCUGUGCUGCCCGUGUGUUUUUGGGAAAGUGACGUGCACUCUUUAUCUGGUAAACCAUGUAUUGCUUUGUUUCGCGUUGUGUUAUCUCACCGUUUCUGCACAGAACAAUCCACAAAUGUCAAGGGUAAGUAAAGGCAAUGCGUUGUUCAUUUGAAAAUGAAUGUGUGUGGUUUGAGUGCAGAGUAAAUAGAACUGGAAGAUAGAAAUCGCAAGUUUAUUUUAAACGCUUUAGUGGUUUAGGAUUAUGAGCAAUAGCAAUGUUAUUCCUUUCGUGCUUGCAGAAGGUGUAACAAAGUAGCAUCUCAGCUUUUGUCCAACCUUGAACAAAUGUUGUUCACGUAUGAACUGCACAUCGCGAGAUGAGUUUCCAGCAUGAGUUGUGCUCGUGGUUUAAGCCAAACACAUAUUGAUAUUUAAAAAACACGCAAACCUAUUGUUUUCUUUGAGUACGUAUGUCCAUUUUUGUGGAUGCCACAGUUACAUAUGAUGUCUAAAAAUGUGCGGCAGAUAGUCUACCUUCAUUCCAGUAUUAUUGUGUUUGAUAAUUCACCUGCAUCUGAAAAUGGUGUAGAAUCUAAACAUUCCCUAUUGAAAAUAGGAUAUAUUUAUUUAAUAGUUUUUCCUACAAAUUUAUUUUGCUUUUUGUUAACAGAAGAAUAUUGGGAUGUGAACACUGGAUUGAAAAAAACAUUUGUUAUCUGGUGGAACAAUAUUUUUCAUUUAAAAUAUACAGUUCCGUUCUUUAUAUGUUGAAUUUGUAUUUAACGAAGACCUUUGCAAUUGCUAUAGGCGUUAGAUAUGGCUUUACUGCUUAUCAGCAAAAUUGUAUAUUGUCUACUAGGAGUGUACCUUUGGUUCGGAAUCGCAUCAACCCAAUUGUUGCCAGGAAAAUCUAGAAACGUUUUGGGGACUUGCCCAAUUAAGGUUGAAUGGGAACAUGACCCGAUCAUCAUUGGUUUACAUCCUAAGGGGCUUAUCGGGUGCCUAUAUUUAGGAUCCGAUUACGAAGGAUUAACAAUGUCUGUAGGAAUAGAAUCGAUUGCCUGCCAGAGUCGAGAUGUGUUUCGGAAACCUAAUCUGUUUACCGUUUCACUGCAGUAUAUGAAGCUAGCGUGCCGAUCUGUAAGCCAGUGCUUUUGGAAAAAUUGGCAGAUCGCGUGGAGAUUUGUGCAGUGAGACUGCCCAAUCCACGAGGCUGUUGGCUAGCCAGGAUGAAUCAAUGUUCUGGUGCGUUCACGAACCCAUCUGUGUGGACCUGUCAGUUCUACUUUGAUGGGUAUUGGUUUCCUCCCACAAGCGCACACAGUCAUGAAUGGAAUUGUUCAAAUGUCCCCAAGACAGGACCCCUCCUGAAAAUUGGCUUUGAUACUUACAAAGACUUUCCUGGGAAAAUAGUUCACGCUUUAGUAUUUCAAUAACAACAACAACAAAAGUAACUUAACACUGUUGUGUGUUGUUAUUUAAGUCUAAAGGGAUUGUGUUACAUAUUCUUACGCAGUAAUUAAAGUGAUCUCAAUUUACCAGGAUUGGUGAUUGUUGGUUGAAUUGGAUUGGGGUCAAAUUGUUACCCCAAUCUGAACGUCGUGAUCAGAUCCAAUUGGGCUCUAACUGUGCACCCCCUAGUCGUCACAAUAUAAAACAAACCGCAGAAAAGUUGUUACGUGACAUAGAGGCAAAGAGUCACUGCGGUAUUUUAUACUUGGUUCUUUGGAGUAUUUUAAACUUUUUAAAAUUAGUAUUAAUAUAUAGAGCAGUAUUACACUUUAUUUUGGAUAAUGUCUGGAAUAUGUAUUGGAAUGUGUACAGCUUAAUGUCAUAGUAAAUAGUCCAUAAACUUCCUAAAAUUACUGAAACAUCUUCAUCAGUGAGAUGUGUUGUCUGGCUGUGGUUCACCUCCGUAAUUCUGCAUCGUUAGUGAAAUUCUGCUCGGGGGCAAUGCAGCGAAGAUGAAGGGGGUUGCGAUGGGCGAUUGAGUUGGGCUCUUGAAGGGUAUAGCGCAGGCACCAGUAGCAAUGCGACAUCAUGUCCCUGACAUUGGUAUUCACUGUUAAUUAUAGCACAGCUCCAGGGCAUUUCCAGGGCAGCGGCAUUUAUAAUUGUAAUUGAGGUGAUUAACGUGUGGCUGGCAAUCGUGUGAGGGAUGCUCCGGUUAGCACGGUUGGCUACGUAGGAUACAAACGAGAUCUUUGUUGUCAACUAAAACUGUAGAGAAGACCCAAACACGGUCCUAUACUGAUUUAUUCUCUUUGCAACAUUUUGGUUACCAGUUCGAUCUCCUGGCGCCCCAGUUCAAACAACGGUGCGAGUUUCUUCAACAUCCUCCGCCACUUGCCUCUGUCCACCCAACUAGUAUGCACGGCUUAACCAAAUUAGUCGAUUGACAGACAGGUCGUCGUGGGUGCUGGGAUUAGUUGAGAGUACUCCCCAUGACAUCUCCACACCUCCGAUUAGCACGGUUGGCUACCUACGGUGCGAGAGGAGUUCGCCAUACAUACAUCUAAUUGGCGUGGAAGAGUAGGCCGAAACACCCUCGAGAAGGGCUAUCAAGAGCUCACGGGAAGGCACUUCUGCCAGCAGUGUCGUAAGCAAAUAAUUGCAGGGUUGCACCUUUAGGUAAAAAAAUGUUGCGCCCGCUGUUUUGCCCUUGGAACGUGUUUGCUUCAUGUGGUGGGCUUGCAAAUAUAUAUAUUCUGCGUACACAUUUGCUGCAGUAUAUUAUUGUUGCUGUUGUAUGACUUGUAAGUAAAUAAAUAUACGCUACAGUAUUAUAUCGAUAGAAUGGCACAGCCCUAGAUCACACCAAAGGAAACGUAUAUCCUAUUUCAAUAUGAUUUCUUUUUUUAAAAUAUUGGUAUACCAUAUAUGGGUUGCCAUAUUUUAUUUGCUUUUAAUGUAAUAUCAUUAAACACAGUGCCUACUUAAUGUUACAUUGAUGUGUUCACGUUCAUGAGUCAUUUUAUAUAGGGAGUGUAAUGUAGGUUAUAUCAAUUAUAAUUUCAUAGUAGUUGGUGGCGGUCGUCAUCGUGUUUGUAAAAUGUGGCAAAUGUAAGUUUGGUACAAGGGCUAGUGUGCAUGGUUAAGAAAGACAAGAGUAUUUUACAACCUCACAUGUCUGGAAGGGGACAAUUUUUGCUUUAAAAAAAAAGCUCCUAUUGUUAUUUGAUGGCACAAAGAAACGCGGCAAUGUUUUUCACGAGUUAAUAUGCCGGCCCACAGAUGCAGCAAUGCAUGCCAUGCCAUUGUCGUUUGGCAGUAUUGCAAGUAGGAUAAACAAAGGCUGUUUCAGAGAUUCUGACCACCGGAGUGGUGGCUCCGUUUUUGUGGCAAGUGGAAUAUUUUUUGUUUCAAGUGGUGCAAAGAAGAUAACCAACAAUGUGUAGUAUAAUCAGAAAAAAAGUGUUACAUCAAAAGAUGUCUCUUCUUAAGACUUUUAAACAUAUAUGUGUGUUUCGUUGUGUGCGCUGCUACAUAUUUACAAUAUUGGUCGAGCAUAUUUUUGGGAUAAAUGUUUUUUUUCAAAAUUAUACUCUUUUUGGACUGUUGUUUCAAUAUGAAAAAACAUUUGAAAAGAACUGCACACGUGUAUAGUUUCACUUCUCACUCACCGCGUCAAAUGACACUGGACUCACAACUGCAUCUGUGAUAUGUGAGCGACACUUCCAUGUAUGUGUUGAUCACUUCUGCUUGCAUUGAAUGCCUUCUUCGUAUGCCUCCUCUUGUGCACUCUCUCUCUCUCUAACCCUGUUGCUAUUUGGACUGGAAGGGCACGGCUUAAUUUCCUCAGUCGAUAUAUUCCAGAACGCUGCUUGGCUGGUUUGGAUUAUGGGUUUAAGGCACUACUACUAGAGUAUAAUAAUCGUCUGUUAUUGUACCCUAUAGUCCUAUGCUACUAUGAAUUAGGACCAAAAAUAAAGGGACUUGGAUGUGUCGCGACAAAAAUGUUUCCUAGAACAGUGUUCUGGACUGUUCUGGAUGUAAAUUAAGCAUUGUAAGGUUUGUGGUUGUGAUAUCAGUUGGAAAAUACACUAUCUUUUGUGGGACUGCAUGUGGUGCACUAUUUCAUUGAUUCAUGCUCAACGAAUUGGAGAGUUGGGUGGAGGACGGUGGAAGUAUCAACAUAAUGGAAGCAAUCCCAGGAAGCUGAACCACAUAGGAGAGGGGUGAACACAUUUUUAUAUAUUCAUGUAUAAAAUCAAGAAUCAAACAAGGUUUGGGUGAUUAUUGUACCAAAUGCUUCAUUGUGCUGUUUGUGCAUUUGCUCAGGUUUUUGUGCAAUAUACCUAUGGACAUUAAUUGUUGGUUGUUUAUUUUCAUCACAUUCAAGUGGGUGUUCGUAUUACAAUGGGCAUCAAGAGUGGUAGAACAUCACAAGGGCUCCAGCAAUGUUGACCAUUGGGGGGCAGCCCUUGCACUCUAAUCUCGUGUGCACACUGUUCAUGCCUUGGCACUGGACCGAAAGCAGCUGUGUUAAUGAAGUCUCGUUGAACUUCACAUUUGGGGCCCUGAAAUGUUAUUGAUUGAACCAAGUAAUGCAUCACUCCGUUGAUUAUGCUAAUAUUUACCAUGUUGACAUAGCAACAUGGAUACCCAUAAUGCAAUGCGCCAUAAACAUUUUCUAAUGCUUAUUUUAAUACAAAUUCAUUUACGUAGUAAUAAAUGUAUUAAUAUAGGGCUUGUUAUUCGAUAACCACUCAUAGGUAAUUAUUACUCUUAAUAAAAAAAAACUGGUCCUCACCAAAA
Molecule: messenger RNA, 6067 nt
Organism: Lethenteron reissneri (Far Eastern brook lamprey)
Lineage: Eukaryota; Metazoa; Chordata; Hyperoartia; Petromyzontiformes; Petromyzontidae
Product: syntaxin-binding protein 6-like
Biological process (GO): Golgi to plasma membrane transport; exocytosis
Cellular component (GO): plasma membrane; exocyst
Molecular function (GO): phosphatidylinositol-4,5-bisphosphate binding
Source: RefSeq, a predicted model, not a curated record